Molecule: messenger RNA, 897 nt
Organism: Galleria mellonella (greater wax moth)
Lineage: Eukaryota; Metazoa; Arthropoda; Insecta; Lepidoptera; Pyralidae
Exons: 2
Coding region: 140-781 (213 amino acids)
Source: RefSeq, a predicted model, not a curated record
UCAUAAAUUAUGUUUUAAUUCAAACGGUCAUAUCUUUAUAGACUUGAAUGGAUAUUAGAUAAUUUGAUUUCCUAUAUAUAGUGAAAAAUUUACUUGACUUUUUAUCAGUUGCAUCAAAGUGCUGGUAUAGCGAUUCAAAAUGAAAUCCUUCGUCGCUCUUGUUGCCUUGGUAGCCGUGGCCGUGGCCGUCCCGGCGCACAAACCUACCGUGUCUGAUGACGCUCAGUUGGCUGCUGUUAUCGCCGCCAUUCAGAGCCCCAGCACCGACCCCGCCACCGCCGCUCUUCUGGAACAACAGCUGGCACAAAUCCUUGGCCUGGAGCCCAUCUCUGUUGGCCCCGCCCUUGUUGAUCCCGAACCCAUCGUUGUCAGCCCUCCCAUCGUUAACCCUCCAGUCGUCGUGAGCCCUCCCGUCGUUGAACCCCCCGUAGCUCAACCUCCAGUAGUCGUCCUCCCUCCUCCCGCGCCUGCACCCCAGCCUGCACCUCAGCCUGAAUCCAACAGCUCUCCUCUCGUUCAAAUCAUCUUGAACAUCAACCAAGCCGAGUCUGGACCCGUCUCCGUUCCUCCUGGUGUCGCUCUGGUCCCCGAAAUCAUCGGCGAGCCCGUCCAGAUCGUGGAAGCCCCUGAAGUCGUCGACCCCGUCCAGAUUGUCGAAGCCCCCGCAGUUGUCGACCCCGUAAAUGUGGUGGACGGCCCCGCCGGCCCUGUUGAGCCCAUCAUAGUUGCUCCCCCCAUUAUCUCUACCCCCGUUAUCACUCUUCCUGACCAACUUAACUAAGUAAUGGGGAACUAAAAAAUAAUAUCAUAAUGUCCACAAUUAUAAAUAUCCAAUACAACUGAUAUAAAAUAUAUUGUACUGAAGAUCUAUGUGCUGAAAUAAAAUGAAAUUACAAA